Acanthosepion pharaonis is the source of this 750-nucleotide messenger RNA. Lineage: Eukaryota; Metazoa; Mollusca; Cephalopoda; Sepiida; Sepiidae. The record is from the annotation of a GenBank genome assembly.
AUGGGCGAACAGUGUAUUUCUGUGGUGUUUUUUUCUUCAUUUUUUUUUAAUAUGGCGGUGAUUCUUGUUUACGUUAUUAUCUAUAUUUGUUCUUUAUAUUAUUUUUUUUCUUUCGUUUAUACAUUCGUUUUUAUAGAGGAUAACACUUGUGUCCACACACACGCCAAUAACAUUUUCGCCUACGUUUCAUAUUGUCUCACGCAACGGCUAACAAGGAGGACAACGUCGCCGGAGGAUUGGUCAGUUACAGCACAGCCUGUUUCCGUCCUCGGCGCGGGAUCAACGCUUCGUGCAGUUAACCCCAAUACACCUGUGCUGCUGAGCCAGGUCCCUGCCGACACCAGUCACCUCGACUAUCGCUCUCGCUUUUCUCAUUGUCUUUCCCCCGUAACUCGCUCUCUCUCUCUCUCUCUCUCUCUCUCUCUCUAUCUAUCUAUCUAUCUAUCUAUAUAUUAUGAACAUCUAUCUAUCUAUCUAUCUAUCUAUCUAUCUAUCUGUCUACCUAUGUCUGUACUCCGUCUGUAUCCAUGUCUCUUUCUCUCUCUAUCUCUCUCUCUAUCUAUAUCUGAUGUUCAUAGACAUUAUCUAUCUAUCUAUCUAUCUAUCUAUCUAUCUAUCUAUCUAUCUAUCUAUGUUUUCUCUCACUCUCUCCAUCAUUCUAUCUACCUAUGUCUAUACUCUCUCUCUCUCUUUCACUUGGUUUAUACACAAUAUCUAUCUCUUUAUCUUUCUAUCACGAAGCAUAACUGA